This is a messenger RNA of Lindgomyces ingoldianus, 465 nucleotides long. RefSeq lists its product as uncharacterized. The transcript has 6 exons. Bases 1 to 465 code for a protein of 154 amino acids. The record is from RefSeq and is a predicted model, not a curated record. Lineage: Eukaryota; Fungi; Ascomycota; Dothideomycetes; Pleosporales; Lindgomycetaceae.
AUGGAGACGAAUUCUGGAUAUAUUAACAAAUUCUUCCUAGGAACAUUGUUAAUAGAUCAGAUUAACCUGGAGAGCAACCCACCAGCCUAUUCUACGCGGGCGAGGGCGCAAGGCCCGUCGGAGAAGCCUAAGGAGCCUGCUGGUGGUGAUAAACAGAAGCUAGCGCGUUCGCCUACAAAGAGCAAGCCUCCCCCUAAGAAAGCAGUAAAAGCCACUAAAAAAUCUGCUCCUCCUGCUCUAGCAUAUAAUGAGCUCCCUUUGCUGCUGAGGAGCUUGCCUCUAACUUUUAUCUUAUCUCAGCCUGCUUCUGCUCCUGCGGCUGCUAGAGAGUCUUCUCCCCCUGAGCAGGUGAUGGAGUUUGACGUCGCUGUACAAUAUCUAAUACGCGUGAAUGGUGAUAAGGCUGAUAGUUAUCCUCUAUAUUUUGAACUGCAUGGAGAGAGCAGCCUUUACAAUUGGCAAUAG